This is a messenger RNA of Trichomonas vaginalis G3, 858 nucleotides long. RefSeq names its product WD repeat-containing protein 11 family. The record is from RefSeq and is a predicted model, not a curated record. Gene Ontology annotation, cellular component: cytoplasm. The transcript has a single exon. Lineage: Eukaryota; Parabasalia; Trichomonadida; Trichomonadidae. The coding region runs from base 1 to 858 and encodes 285 amino acids.
AUGGGUGAGCAAUUAUUAACGAAUCCUACUACAGGAACAUGGUCAGAAGCACUUCAAAUAGCUGAGAUAGCUAAUGACCAUGGAUUUCCAACUGAUUCCAUUAUUUGGAAGUGUGUUUCACGUAGUUUGGGAGGUCCGAGGUUGCAAGCACGACAUUCCAUGUUUGGAGGGAAAGAAGAAGUUGUUUCCGCGUUGAGGAUUCAAUCUUCUCUGUUUUCUCCUGCAGAUACUCCGAUUUCUGCCAUUUUCAACUUGUUGUUCAAGUUCAGAAUGGGUGAUAGAAGAGGAGCUGUCGAAGUUUUCAAGAGUCUCUCCAACAAAAGCGAGUUCACAAUAGUGGCAAGCAUUUGUUCGGCGUUGCUUCUCGGUUACGAAGAUAAAAUUUUGCCACAAAACGUGACAGAAUUUUUGAUAACAACCGCUGUUCCACUUUUUGCACAGCACAGAUUUAUAGAAGGCUGUAUAUUGAUGCAUUUAGCUGGCGCUAAUCUUUCUGCCGCAAGAUAUCUUCAGGACAACGGAAGAUGGGAAGAUUCUGUCGAAGUCUGCAAAUUGGAAGAGUUUUCGAAUGAGUCGAAGAGUUUGUUGAGAAGAGCCGCCCACCACUUCUUGGAUACUGGAAAUGCAAUGAACGCUUUGUUGCUGUUCAUAUCAAUAAGAGAUUUCCAUCCUGCUUUGGCAAUUUUGAUGCAGAUAAAAUACAAAGCUCUCGCGUUUCAUUUGAUGAUGUUCUUGGAUAGGGCUGAUGUAAUUAAGCCGUACGACGAAGACACUUCGAGAUACGCAACACAGUUUGCGGAUUUGGAUACUUUGAGACAGGAUAUAAUUGUCAAAUAUGACAAAAUAAUUAAGAAAUAA